Messenger RNA from Eucalyptus grandis, 4956 nucleotides. RefSeq names its product ABC transporter I family member 11, chloroplastic. The coding region runs from base 60 to 890 and encodes 276 amino acids. The transcript is spliced from 11 exons. NCBI's taxonomy places the organism in Eukaryota, Viridiplantae, Streptophyta, Magnoliopsida, Myrtales, Myrtaceae. Gene Ontology annotation, biological process: transmembrane transport. Gene Ontology annotation, molecular function: ATPase-coupled transmembrane transporter activity; ATP binding; ATP hydrolysis activity. Gene Ontology annotation, cellular component: chloroplast envelope; membrane. The record is from RefSeq and is a predicted model, not a curated record.
GUAAAGUUCAUUUCGACAGGAAAUUCUCGAGUGCGAGAAGGAGAGAGGAGAGCUUGGCCAUGGCGAGCUCCGCGUUCGCGUCUCCUUGGUCGCUCCGGUCGCCGAAGCUCCAAGGCCAGGCGUCGCCGACGGCAGCGAAGUCAAGCACCAGAUUACGAUUCCGCGGCGGUGGAUUACGCAGAAUUCGCUGCGAUCAUUCCUGCUUCGAAGUUAAAAGUGUUGGCUACCAUCCUCCGGGGACCCAGUUCAACCUUCUCAAAGAUGUUAGUUUUUCCCUCCCCGAGAAAAGUUUUGGCUUGAUUUUUGGUCAGAGUGGAAGUGGAAAGACUACUCUAUUGCAGCUUCUUGCAGGACUCAACAAACCAACUUCCGGUUCUAUCAUCAUUCAAAGAUACGGCGACAGCGGUGAACAUAAAGGACCUCCUGAACAUUUGUCUCCAGAGAAAGUUGGCAUUGUCUUUCAAUUUCCUGAGAGGUACUUCAUUGCCGACAAUGUGCUAGAUGAAAUUACAUUUGGAUGGCCAAGGCAAAAAGUUAGCACUCAGUCGAAGAAGCAACUUGCUUUCAAACUUCAAAGAGCUUUCAAUUGGGUUGGAUUGGACAGAAUUUCCUUAGACAAGGAUCCUCACUCGCUGAGCGGUGGCUACAAACGCCGACUUGCUUUGGCAAUCCAAUUGGUUGAAGUUCCAGAUUUGUUGAUAUUGGAUGAACCUCUGGCUGGUCUUGAUUGGAAAGCACGCACAGAUGUCGUGAAGCUUUUAAAGCAUCUGAAAAGAGAAGUAACAAUACUCGUUGUCAGCCAUGACUUGAGGGAAUUAGCUUCUUUGGUGGAUCGAUCUUGGAGAAUGGAAAUGGGAGGAACUUUGAGGGAAGAUUCGCUGCCUUUCUAGAGACGCCAUAAAUUGUCAUCUAAGUCACCAGCAUUAUUUCUAUCAUUGCUCCCUGCAGUCAUCUGAGGUGGCCGUAGCAAUCUCAGGAGGUCGGAGUUUUAAGCUGGCCUUCUCUCCUUCCGUUGACAUUAAGCCCUGAGCAGAACUUAUGUUGGCUUUGUCCUGGUCUAUCAAAUCCUUGUGGCUGCAGCUAUUAUCAUUAAAGGCUUUCUUGCUUUUGUACGCCUUACACUUGUUCAUUUCUGCUGUAUCCAUAGCAUUCUCUGGAUGGAUCUUUCUACGGAACAUUUGAAGGACCUGCAUGGAACAAAGGCAAAGUUCCUGUAAGUACCGUCUGCCUCUUCUUCAUUUACAUGCAAUCAGCAAACAUGUAGAUGGUGAUGGUGUCUAGCAUCUACACUGUCUAUGCUCCAUGAGCAUUCCUGAACAAUUAAGUACUAUUGAAAGAGAAAGUAUUGCUCAUGUUACUUAUCACUCCCUGGUAAUUAGAGUUUGUGAUUUUGUCACUCCUGAACUUCAAUCAUAUAAAAGCUGGAUGCUGCCAUUUGCAUGGCAUAAGACACUUAGAUUGCUCUGUUCUUGUUAUUGUGGACUUUGAUAUGACUAACCUCAGAGUUUCGCCAGAAUCAACACAUCUGGCACUCUUUGUCAAGAUAUAUUUGAUCAAGAGACUGAAAAAAGUUGGCAGACACCUCUGACUGUCAAAGUAAAAUUUUGGAUGAAAGUUCCUGAAUACUUAUAUGUGGAUAUGCUAUUUUGAGUGUCCAAUAUGAAUGACUGACCUUAUGGAAUUUUUUCUUGGGCAAAGAUGAUUCAGUGGCAUCUCCUCCAGUGGAAUGACUUGGGGGUCUUGAAGAAGCACACAGCUUUUUGAGAAACUUCUUCAUAAUAUGUUUGGAAGAUUUAUGUAUUGGCUCGACUAGUUUAGCUCCCAUCUCAGAUUUCUUUGAACAAUCUCCACCUGUUUUCCUUGUUUCUUGAAACAGCUGCAAAAGGGAUGCCUUUUGUUUCUUCAUCUCUAUCUUUGUUUCUGGCAAUUCGACUGAAGAGCCGAACAGAUAUCCCUGUAGUGGAAAAACCACUGUAUCUGCAGGUCCUUCAUCUUCAACUGCCUCCAUUUGCGGGCUGUCGAGUGUUAUGGUGCUGGCAUAACUAUUCCUUGAUGAUCCCUUGUGCCCUUCCUCUUGAGAUUCAGCCUCAAGAAACUUCUCUAGUUCAUUAUUUAUAACCUUCAAAUCAUCCUCUGUUACUUCUACUGCUUCUUUGGUCAUGUUGUCCAAAGUCACAGCAAAUGUUGGCGUGGCAGGCUCACUGGGAGCUGCUUCUGAACCCAGAAAUCCUAUGGCAAGAAAGCCAUGGAAAAGUUCAGUGGAAGUUUCUGGUUCAAGAGAGAUGGAAUUUCCAUAUUCCUCUGCUGGGCUCUCUGAUGAUUUGGGAGCAUAUCUGGAGCUGAAGUUUGGCAUUGUGAAUAAGUCUUUCUCAUCGUGCGGUUGUUGUGCGGAAAGACAGGUGCAGUAGCUCCCUGAAUAAUAAGUUCAAUGAGAAACAUAUACUCUAGCUGCAGCAGAGGCAAAAGAUAAGGAAGAAAGGGAAAUGCUUUGAGACUGAUUUCUCUAUUAACAACUAAUGUUUCAGUCUUGGUAGUUGUAGUUGAAAGGGCAUCUCGUUACAGCAUUGACAUGGUCAUGCUCUGCAUAUAAUUUAAUUUAAGUAUCUAUUGCAGUAGUGUGGGCAACUUAUAGAAGCUGCUCAUAUAAGCCUUGUGAUGUGAAAAGUUGGCCUGGCCAGUUUUGGCGGGAGGGAGAGGGAGAGAGAGAGAGACUUAGGCUGUUCAGUUAUCCUAUAUUUGCUUGCAUUAGGCUGUCCAUUGAAGGAAACGUUGAGUUGGUCGAGCCGACAGCAUUUGUAUCAUGGUUAUUGUUGUUCUGACAUAUCUAUUUCAAGUAAAACAAAAAUCAGGAACUGAGAAUACCGAUGGCGAAAUCUCUGAAUGUCUCGAUGCUAUUUUGCCGUAACUUUUGGUGCAUCCAACCUAGUAACUGCCACAAUGACAAUGAAAACAAGACUUUAGCAUAGCUGACACUGAAGUAUUAGAACUUGGUAGAGUGUGGACGUACCUUCAUUAUUGUCUCUUGGGAGAACCUGCUAUCAGAUAUUUUUGGUUGUCUGCAUAGACAUGAAUGAAGAUGAACUUUGAUCUUUGAAAGGGAUCGAGAGCCUAUAAAGGAAAGGUCAGGAAGGGGGAGUUUCUUAAGCUGACAGGUGUAGAGUUGAAGUAGUUGCUUGGAAGGUGUGAUAUAUGCACAAAGAAGAGAGAAGCAUAUACUAGAGUACAAAAUUGCGGUUGGCUUUUCUUUGUCUAGAUCAAAUCAACAGGACAAGUUGGUGAGCAUAUUGAAGAACAGUGAAGUAUUCAAGUUGUGCAGACACAGAUGCUUGUACUGGGUUAUUCAGAUGCAUGAACAUGCAAGAAUUUACUUUGAUUACCUUUAUAUUAACUUGUAUAAAAGCCAAUGCAAUUUGCUUGAUGAGGUUGCACAGCCAUAUGAUAGAAAACAAAUGUGUCUGCAGAUGGACACAUGAUGAGCUGGAUGGAUAUAUGUACAGACCAGUGCUGUCAUUCUCGUCUCUAAAUUCUAUACAUGUACAACCCUGCAUGCAACACAGUUUUCCUUCAAGUUUUAGUCCAUUAAGUAUAGUGAGGGAUAUAUUUGUUGAACAUGUCACUUUGCAAGAUUUUGAUUAAGAGGAAAUAUUUGUUAUUAAAUACCUUAAAGCAAAGGAUGGAUUUUCUUUUGUACUUCCUGCUAUUAGAAAAAAAAUUAUUUCUUCCCGCAUCCUUGUCAACCAGUUCCAUUGCGACUGCCCCCUGCUAAUAUGUGACAAUGUAGACUCAGUUUUGCUGCUUCUAGAAAAAGCUCUGUUUUUUUCUUCCUUGGUUUUUUGUGGAACUCUUGUCCACAUGGCAUCCUUCUGAAAUUUUUUGCUUGGUGAUGGCAUGCUUCUAAUUGCUUCAGUUGAUGGAUAAGUUUAUGAAUCCUGUGCAAAUUUUAAGAGUCUCUACCAUAAGAACUACAUAGAGCUACAUGGAAUCUGAUCCAGAGACAGAUUUAUUUAGCUACAAUUUAUUUCAUGUCAAUCUGAUUGCUAAUUUUUUUAAUUUCAUCUCGAAUAAAUCAUGUUUCGAAGUGACAAUUGGUCCUGUAAAGAACCAUAGAUCUUUUCUGUUUUCGUUGUGAUUUAUUUGCAUUUUUGUGACGAGUGGUUCCUGCAGACUUUGAAGUGGAAUCCUAGCUUCUGCGUUGAUAUACUUUCUACAGUAUUUAGCCGUUAUUCUUCAAUGCAUUUUCCUUCUACUGAGUUGCUAGCCUUCAUAGCAUGUGUCCCACUGUUUCUAAGUCUUGGUCCAUAUCUUUACAUCAGAAAUCCUCGUGACAAAUUUUAGUUGACUGUCUUUUUUAUUUUGAUGCAAGUCGAACACUUUCAGACAGGCCUCAUUUUUCAUCCCUUCAAUUGAAAUUCUGAAGUUCUACUUUGCUUAAUGAUAGUGCUGCAAUAAUUACUUUGGCUGUAACGUCUGACACUUCUAGGAAAUUGUAUGUCUAUUGGAGGAAUGAUGUUGACACUACUACAUACUCUGUACGCAUUAUGAACAGCAACUUCGAUUGAGUGGCCCUAAGGGUCUCUGCCUUCAUUCUCUGGAAGCAUCUGUGGAGUAGGGAUCCGAGAGGUAGCUGUUGCGAACCUGGGGACAAAAGCCACGUUAGAAGCUCUCAAGUAGCCUUAUCAAAAGUAGGAUUAUUUCGGAGGCAGCCGAGGCAUCAGGAAGAAGGUGGAAAGUGUCCGACAGAAACUACUGCUCUUAGUUCUAUUUCAUAUCACCAGUUCCAUUAUAAUGGUCUAAUCAACACAACCUAAUCACGGAAAGUGAGGCAUGUAACGGAAUAUCUUUGCCUUAACCGAUCAACAUGCUAAUGACCGGAUUUUGUAUUGACUGAUUUGAUUCACGUAGAUUCAUUCUUCAUGAUGUUUUGUGAAGAAUGACAAGCAUGAUGCGUGCUAAAGC